UCACAUAAAAUCUUAAAUUCUGGCGCAAAGCAUCGAAAAAAGGAAGCGUCGUAUAUAAAUGAUUCAAUAUCGUGCUACAAAAUGUCCGGUGAUAUAGCUAAUCUAUUGAAAGGCAGCCGAUCCGAUGUGGAGAAAGCCUUCAAAAAGGUGGAGGCCGAGUUGCAGGAGUAUACGGGAGGAUCCCGUGGCGGUGGAGAUGCUUCUUAUACGCUAAGAUACGCUAUGAGUGUGAUGCGCCAUAUCUGCCUGGUCCUGAGGGAUACUAGUCCACAAAAUUUGGAUCUCUACUGCGAUAUAGUUGGAGUUAUGCUGCCACAUGUGGUUCCCUACAAAGAAAAACCCAGUUUAUGGGAGUCGCACUUAUCCAGCUUGCGAUACAUACAUCAUGGUUUGUGCCAGCCGAGUCACCUCAAAGCCCGUCUGAAGCUGUACAACCUUAUCCGAACCCAACCCUGCCGCCUGCAGGGGGAAGCGGACUACAAAAUAUAUCUGGGCAUCCAUUUAAAACACUUCAAUAGCCUUCACUUGCAGCUGCAUGAGCAAAAUCCCUUGGAUGCCACAACGCAACUAUGUUACGCCAUGGAAUCUUUGGGAGAACUUUUUGAAGCCAUGAUGCAACAAAAUAUCAACCAAACGGGACCACUUUUAGUGGAACUUAACGAAUCAUUGUUUGGCAAAAGAAGCCGUACAUUCUUCAAGUCACUUGUUCAGUUUCUGCCCUCGGAGAGUCUGAUCAAGAUGUUUAAACCCCUACUGAAGCUUCUGGCUAGCAGCUCUCCAUCGGAUUUAGCCACCCAGUUUCCUGAGUACCUGAGUUUCACCUUGGCCCUGGUGCAAAUCGACAUUCUUAGUCCUCAACCCAACCAGCAAUUGUCGCUCCAGCUGCUGCGCAUGAGCAAGGAGCUUUUUCGCCAUGAAACCAAUCUGAGUUACUCCCUGCAGCUGCUCUACUAUUAUAUAAAGUUAAUCUACGUCAGGGAGCCCACGCCCGACUUCAAGCGCACCUAUAUAGACCUCUCGCGCAAGUUCCAGCUAUUCUUCGAGCACAAGUGCGCAGCCCAUGCCAAGGACCAGUGGCUCACGGAUCUGCUGGUGGCCAUUCAACGCCUCCAGGUUACAAUCCACCAGAGCGGUAGUAAAUUCACGUCGCCACUCCAGUUCUUCUGGCAGCAGAUGGAGGGCGAGGGCAGUCCCGAGGUCUUUGCGGCGCACUUACAGCUGCUGAAGAGCUGCGGUGGCUCGGCGGUAAAUGUUACGCGGAGUCCACUGGCCAGCAAUUGCCCACAUGAGGCCUGUCAGAGCGUAAGGAGGCACUGCAUCUUGGCCUAUGGACUAUGCGCAUUGGAGGCUUACACAAACUGGCAGCCGACGCAGGAGCAGAAAGCCGAUAAAAGCCCCCACAAACCCCUGUUGGAAAUAGUUAGUUUCUCAAUGGAUCUGGCCAAGACCAUGAAGUGCCUGAGUCCUACCAGCAUGGAGAUCGUCAGACUGGUACACAAAAUAACAGUUGUAGCCAGUCAGGUGUCGUGUGAGGAACAAAUCUCCCUUCUAUUGGCAUUUCUAGAGCCACUGCAAAAGUUGCGGCCUCUGAUUGCCGACAAGGAGAUGAAUGAACUAUUGCGACGACUCUACAAGGCCAGCUGCCAUUGCAAGGAUCCCAAUAUGGCCAGUCGCCUGCAUGCUAGUUAUUUGGCAUCGCUAACGAAUCCCGCCACAUUGAGAUCUCAGCUCUGUUUUUAUUACCACAAGCAAGAAAAACAGGGGAAGGAAAUUCAAAAGUGCGUCUACGAGUGGCACGAGUCCUGUCCAUUGCCGUAUCCGCUUACACAAGCCCAAAAAAAACAGCUCUACGAUACAGAUUUCUUUGCUGCGCUGGAAUAUUUGAUAACUCCAUCUGUGGCAGCUAUACAGUCGCUAAUCCGCUGCCGAAUGAGUGAUUACCAUCUAGUUCUCGCGGCCAGGCGAAUGAGAAAACAUGUCUCUAUGCUGAAGGAGUGCGAGGAGAUUCGGGCUAAGCUAAAGCAUCAGCGCUUCCUCAGCCGAAUGGAUCACUUAUCACUGGGCCAUGCCAAUGCUGGACUACUGCUUGACGCAACAGAAGCUCAAAAGACAUCGGUUUCCACCAAAGAGAUGACGGAGAGUUUUCUGGAAGAGCUGCUUCUCAGGCAGAAUUUAUCGCAGAUUAAUAUUAAACGAGAGCAGCGCCUGGUUGAAUUUGCUAGUGAAGCCAUCUCGGCUUUUAGCUACUUCUUUCACCAAGCAGAUCAAGAGCCACUGGGCAGUGAGGAAACUCCUAUUGAUUGGCAGGCCUUGAUUGACGAUGCUGUGGCAGCCGCCAUGGGUCUUUCGACAAUGGGCUAUAGAACCCAGGCGGACGAUGCCUGGGUACUGCUCUUGAGAAUGGGACGCCUACUGGAAGAACGGUUUACCUAUCUUCGAGCCCUAAAUCAUUUCCUCUCCCAGAAUGAAGUUCAUUCUAGACUGAAAUUAAAACUCUCUGAGGAAGUGGAGUGGGCGCAGGAAUUACUGGAUGAUUUGUGGCCACAACUGCACAAUGGCAGAUUCUACAAGCGGGAGCAAACAAUCGUAUUGCUCUGUUUCUGUCACCUGGCCAAUUACUAUGCCAACAAGGAUUGCCUAAGCCAUGCUCAGUUGCUUCUAUUGCAUGUAGAGCAGCUUCGCGAAGAGUUUCCUGAAAGAUUGGGAAAGAAUGAUAUUGUAUUGAUUACCCUACAAGCAGUGCGUUUUAGACUUCGUUAUCAACAAAGGGAGCCAGCGACUCCCAGGAUGGUGAUGCCCUUGCGGCUGUUGGAUUCUCUGCAGGACAAUUUGCGAAAUUUCUGCGUCCUUUCCAGUUUGGAUAAUAACUCACUGCGGUUGCUUCUUACUACUCUCGUCACAGAAAGCGCCGAAUGCUCGGCAAACAGAUUAAGCGAACGAGUGGCCCUCUCAAACACUUUGCUCCGCUUGGCCCUGGAAACCGGUUUGGCUUUAAGAGCCGUCGAGAUAUUCCUCUCCUGGUUGUGGAUCAAUCUACAAAUGGAAAACUUCGACAAGGCCCAGUCUAAGUUGCGACUCAUCGAACACUGUCUGGACAUAAAGCCCUUAGCUCGCAUAGAAGCUCUUCCGGAGAAGAAAACUAUCAAAGACCCAGCUAUUAUUGACCUAACCAGCAACAUGGACUUCCUCCAGCUGGUGGAGCCGAUUAGGAAGCAGCAGCAUCUGAAUGUGGACUCUCCAAAGCUGCUUAGCAUGCGCCCAAAUAGUCCCAACUCCCAACUGAAUUUGGAUCGUUACUUGAACAUGGACUUGGCUCCUCCUACCAUUCGGCAGAAUUCGCAGAUUCAGUGCCUGUACUUUUUAAUGGGCUGUCUGCAUGCUCGUCUUCUUUUUCUUCAGAGAAAUAGCGAACCUUUGGAUGAGUUCUAUGAGAGGGCGGGUAGUUGGCUGCAGGAGAAUCCAGAGAUGAGUGCUUCAUUGGGUUCAAUGUUGCAGGUGCAGCAGCUCUAUCAUGUUAACUACUUGCGCUUCAGGCGAAAGCAUGCGGAGGCGAUAUCAACAGCUCAGUUGGGUCUUAAAAUGCGACAGCAAGCCGUGGACAUUAACUACGCCUGUAACUUUCGGGCUCAGCUGAAGACAGCGCAUCUAGAGCUGAAACCCUUGGACCAAGAGAAGACAACGCAAAACAAAACCCUUCGACGUGCGUUGGUUUUCAAUCCUUCGCCGGAAGACAAUAGCGGCAAAGGGGCAGGAUCGACCUCAGCUGUUAUGGACAAGGCUUGCAAAACCAAAGAGUCCACCAAAAAAGCACCAAGAUUCAAAAUUUACGAGGAGCUUGAGCUACGACCACCAAGUGCGACGGGCAGCAGUAGCGGAGGAAGCGGGACCGACAGCACACCACCCUCGAAUCACGUAGAUUUCAAUGCCUGUCAGCUGAUCGAGAUAAGCGACGAUGACGACUCGCCCCCUGUGCCCCUAAAGCCUGCCAAAUCAAAAGCCAAGGAGAAAACAAAGACCAAACCCACUGCGAAAGUCUGUGAAGUCGUGAAAUCGGAUAGCAGCGUGGAAGUAGCAUCUGUGCCAUCAAUUACUACAAGGAGCACUAGAUCAAGGAAGGUGCCACAGCCGGAGGAUACCACAAAGACACCGAACCUUUCAUCAAGACGGCCCAAGCGACAGGUGUCCGAGACGCAGGCUAAAGGAACGGAGUCUAUUAGCACACGCAGACAUAACAUGCACUGAUUAUAGAGAUAAUUUAACCUCGAUUUAGUUGAAAUUCUAAUUUAAAAAUACUUCUCUAUCCAAUUAUAUGUUAUCUAGGUGUUACAAAAAAGCUUCA
Molecule: messenger RNA, 4339 nt
Organism: Drosophila rhopaloa
Lineage: Eukaryota; Metazoa; Arthropoda; Insecta; Diptera; Drosophilidae
Product: protein three rows
Exons: 3
Coding region: 82-4242 (1386 amino acids)
Source: RefSeq, a predicted model, not a curated record